Aspergillus puulaauensis is the source of this 1569-nucleotide messenger RNA. RefSeq names its product alpha-arrestin. The coding region runs from base 1 to 1569 and encodes 522 amino acids. The transcript has a single exon. Lineage: Eukaryota; Fungi; Ascomycota; Eurotiomycetes; Eurotiales; Aspergillaceae. The record is from RefSeq and is a predicted model, not a curated record.
AUGCCGGGCCGACUUCUUUCCAGCCUCGUCCGCCCCUCCCUCUCUCACCACUCGAUUUUUCCUCACUCAAACUCCUCCUCAACCUCGUCCGUAAAUGAGGUCUCUCACACUUCCACACCGAGGACUCCUAGGAGCACGAAUUCCUCUCGGCCGAACUCACCAGAGCGACGUCUAUCCUUCUCAAUGGACCACUUUAUCCACACAUACCGAGACCACAACAAAGACAAACGCCGCCUCACCGGACGCGCAGGCCGCUCAAAGGAGCGCACCAGCAUUGACGAUGCUGCAGCUUCAGCUAAGCUUGAUGUCAUUGUUGAGUCUCCGCCUCUCGUCUGCUAUGGAACCCCAGCCAACUCCACCGGAGCUCUGUUUUCUGGCCGCCUCAAAAUAAAUGUUUCUGAGGUUGCGGGCAUCACGCUGGACAAGUUCGAUAUGCGCCUCAUGAUCAAGAAGACAACUAAGAAGCCUGUCUCAAGGGAUUGUCCUAACUGCGCUUCCAAGACCGAGGAAAUGACAAGCUGGGACUUCCUGACUGAACCCCUCCUUCUCAAGAGCGGUGAUCAUGACUUCCCCUUCAGCUACCUGUUCCCUGGUGAUGUUCCAGCAUCUUGCAGUAGCUCUUUGGGCCAGAUUGAAUACUUCCUCCAAGCACACGGACGCAACAUCAACGGUGAAGAGUACAAAUUCAAGAUGCCUCUACACGUGAGGCGUGCAAUUCUUCCCGGCAACGACAAGUCCUCGAUUCGAAUCUUCCCGCCCACCAACCUGACCGGCCGCAUUGUACUUCCAUCCGUCGUUCACCCCAUUGGAACCUUCCCGGUCCAGAUGACUCUGAGCGGAGUCCUGGACAAGGGGGAUGAGACCCAGACACGUUGGCGGCUGCGCAAGAUGAUGUGGCGAAUCGAAGAGCACCAGAAGAUCGUUUCCACGGCUUGCGCUAAACACACCCACAAGAUUGGUGGCGAAGGGAAGGGCGUUUUGCACCAGGAAACUCGGAUCAUCGGCCACAACGAGGAGAAGGAUGGCUGGAAGUCUGACUUCGACACUGCUGGAGGCGAGAUCAGCAUGGAGUUUGAAGCCAGCAUCAACCCUACAUCCAACCCAGUGUGUGACCUUGAGGCUCAAGGUGGACUCGAAGCGAGGCACAACCUAGUCAUCGAAUUGAUUGUUGCGGAGGAGUUCUGCCCUAACCGCAACACCAGACUCAUCACACCUACGGGGGCAGCACGCGUCCUUCGUAUGCAAUUCAACCUACACGUCACCGAAAGAAGCGGACUCGGUAUUAGCUGGGACGAAGAAAUGCCACCAGUAUACGAGGAUGUUCCUGCCAGUCCUCCUGGCUACGCUAUGCUCGAUGGGGGCAGCACCAUGGAGGAUUACCAUGGCUCUCCUCUGCCGACUCCGGAUUAUGAAGAGUUGGACCGAAUGGACUCCCUUCGACUGGAUACCACCUCCACCAAUUCUUCCUGUCGUGGACGAGGCCGACUGACUACCGACGAUUUAACCACUGAGCCGCUGGAAAUCGGAAGUCGAAACCGAGUUCCAUCUGCAGACUCUCAACAACCCUAA